Molecule: messenger RNA, 1727 nt
Organism: Schizosaccharomyces japonicus yFS275
Lineage: Eukaryota; Fungi; Ascomycota; Schizosaccharomycetes; Schizosaccharomycetales; Schizosaccharomycetaceae
Product: C-24(28) sterol reductase Sts1
Exons: 3
Coding region: 102-1538 (478 amino acids)
Biological process (GO): ergosterol biosynthetic process; sterol biosynthetic process
Cellular component (GO): membrane; endoplasmic reticulum; endoplasmic reticulum membrane
Molecular function (GO): Delta24-sterol reductase activity; Delta24(24-1) sterol reductase activity; oxidoreductase activity, acting on the CH-CH group of donors, NAD or NADP as acceptor
Source: RefSeq, a predicted model, not a curated record
UGGAACAAACCACUGGCAGCUCUUACCGGGUACCAAAACUAUACAAAAAAGGGUACUUUGUUCCACGAUUCGUGGUUCUGUAUUUGUAGAUUUAUAACGAAAUGACAGGUGAAGGUAGUUCGAUUGCUGAAAAGCAAUCAGCAGCAGAAAAAGUGGGGACGAGUGAAUUAAAGUCAAAUGCAAAACGCGUCGUUGCCUCUGGAAAGCGUGAAUUUGGAGGCGCCAAGGGCGCCAUUGCGCUGAUGCUGGGUAGUCCAGCUGUCAUGUACUAUUUGUGGAUCUGUCAGGCUUAUAACGAUGGACAAAUCCUGCUGCCGAAAUCUCUUAAUGCGUCCGGACUGUCGGAUUUUUUCAGGUUCUGCGGUCAAUGCAUCUACGAAGGUGCUUAUCCUACUCGUCAGGCUUGGACCAUCUUCCUCACGUUCUUCUUCGUCCAAAUGCUGUUCUAUGUCACACUUCCAGGUCUCCGUACCAGGGGUCUCCCAUUAAAACACCGUAACAACCAGAGUCUCCCCUAUCUCUGUAAUGCAGUGUGGUCCUUUUACACGUCUAUUGCAAUUAUGACUGUUCUUCAUGUUUCCAACAUCUUCCGAAUUACGACACUUCUCGACAUAUUCGGUUCGUUGAUGACAGUCGCCAUUUGUACCGCGUUCGUUACCACCUUCGUCAUCUACGCUGGAAUAAUUGUUUUCCGCGGAAAGCUGUUUGACACUCCUCAUCGCCUGUCGGGCAAUGUCAUUUACGACAUGUUCAUGGGUGCCGGUCUCAAUCCUCGCAUCGGUCGUAUGCUGGACUUGAAGAUGUUCUUUGAAGUCCGUAUCCCCUGGUUCACUUUGUUCUUCUUGUCCAUCUCCGCUGCUGUUCGUCAGUACGAGAGAUAUGGUUACGUUUCUCCCCAGGUUGCCUUUGUCUGUUUGGCUCACUAUUUGUAUGCCAAUGCUUGUGCUAAGGGUGAAGAGCUUAUUGUCCCUACUUGGGACAUGGCGUAUGAGAAAUUCGGUUUUAUGCUGAUUUUCUGGAAUAUGGCCGGCGUACCCUACACUUACUGUCACUGUACUCUGUACCUUGCUGCCCGCAACCCUGCUGUCUACAAGUGGUCCACGGAAUACAACGUUUUUCUUUACACCCUUCUGCUCUGCAGUUACUACGUUUUCGAUACUUGCAACAGUCAAAAGAAUCGUUUCCGCCAGCAGAUUUAUGGUCAAUACAAGCCGCGUAAAACAUUCCCUCAGCUUCCCUGGCAGCUCAUUAAAAACCCGACCUUUAUUCGUUGUGCCAACGGUGGUACUCUCCUUACUUCUGGUUGGUAUCGUUAUGCUCGCAAAAUUCACUACACGGCCGACUUCUUCCAGUCUCUGUCUUGGGCUCUAAUCACCGGCUUCGGCUCACCCUUGCCCUAUUUUUACCCCUGUUUUUUCUUCGUCGUUCUUGUCCACCGUGUAACUCGUGAUGUGAAGAAAUGUAAAGUUAAAUAUGGUGCCGACUUUGAUGAAUAUUGCCGUAUUUGUCCCUACUUGUUUAUUCCUUAUAUUUUCUAAAUGUGCACAGCUACUGCUUCUGCCACUGGCGAUGAUGCAUGUCAUUCGCUAGUAGGCAAUGCUGUUUGUCUCUGCUCUCCUACUACUAUUAAAAUUGUAUUCUAAGUUCUCGCGGUGCGCGUCUACCGUUUCCGUAAUGGCAUUUAUGUCUUCAAUGAAUAUCUUGUUCUGUUCCUUAGUAAACCCCCA